GUUCUACCUUUGGGGCUCCUCUUCUGCAUGAAGGUGUAAAGGGAGAUUUUCCCUCUUUCCUCCCUCAAACUGAACACAUAUGUAAAUCCUUGUUUUUUCCUCAUGAGGCAGAGGAGGCCAUAGCCACAAUGCUUAACUGCAUGCGUCUGACCUGGGGCUGGUUUUAACCCCAGUGCUCUGACCUAAACUGCUCAGCGCCCGGAAAUUCCAAGGAACCUGGUGGCCUUAAGUCCUUCAGGUGGAACAGUGUGCGACAUGGGAAAGAAAACCAAGCGGACAGCUGACAGUUCUUCUUCAGAGGAUGAGGAGGAGUACGUGGUGGAGAAGGUGCUAGACAGGCGUGUGGUUAAGGGGCAAGUGGAAUAUCUACUGAAGUGGAAAGGCUUUUCUGAGGAGCACAAUACUUGGGAACCUGAGAAAAAUUUGGAUUGCCCUGAGCUAAUUUCUGAGUUUAUGAAAAAAUAUAAGAAGAUGAAGGAGGGUGAAAAUAACAAACCAAGAGAGAAGUCAGAAAGUAACAAGAGGAAAUCCAAUUUCUCCAACAGUGCUGAUGAUAUCAAAUCCAAAAAAAAGAGAGAGCAGAGCAAUGAUAUCGCCCGGGGCUUUGAGAGAGGACUGGAACCAGAAAAGAUCAUUGGGGCGACAGAUUCCUGUGGUGACUUAAUGUUCCUAAUGAAAUGGAAAGACACAGAUGAAGCAGACCUGGUUCUUGCAAAAGAAGCUAAUGUAAAAUGUCCCCAGAUUGUGAUAGCAUUUUAUGAAGAGAGACUGACGUGGCAUGCAUAUCCUGAGGAUGCGGAAAACAAAGAGAAAGAAACAGCAAAGAGCUAAAGGAGGGAGUGGUCUCUGUCAUUUCUCUUUGUACAUAAUACAUUCACCUCCCUGCCUCCUCUCCCUUCUACUCACCCUCUUCUAUCCUAAACACAUCCAUAAAAAAUGUGCUUAUCACUGUGCUCCACAGGAGAAGUGUUGGUAUUGGUUCUCUUGUAACAUAACUGAUGGUCUCAUUCAUAAGUGUCUCUCUGUGAAGACCAGGCAUUUACAUACUGUGUAUAGUUCCCACAAUUUUUUCCUUUGCCCUGAUCUUUCUGUUCUGUUUCUUUCUGACGUCAAGAUAAGUUUUAACUUUAUAAUCACCUUAGAGUUUCGAUCUUCUCAGAGUUGGUUGCUUUUUAGAUUGGGGGAUUUUGUUACAGUGGUGAUAAAUUUUGGUUUCUUACUUUGGUUUUUUAGAACAUGUUGAUGACCAGCUAGCCUUUGUUUUGAGAUGUUGGUAAGGAAAAGAUGUUGCCCAUCUUUUUAAAAAACCAAUAGCAACUGCCUACCUGUUGGGGCUUUCCCAACCCUCAUUCAGCUCUAUCCAGGAGAAUACAGGGUUCCUGGUGUGGUCUUCAGAGCCACCCUCUGUUAUUCAUCCUCACCCAUCCUCCCAAAGUAGCUCUAUCCUUUGGAGGACUUGAAAUUUUACAUUCAAAUUUGUCAGGGCAAAUUUAGCCCUAGGGCUUUUGGCCUUGUUUCUUAGCAGUCUCUGGUUCUGCUUCUACAAGGUGGUGUAAUCUGUCAUAAAAUUACAAGAUUAUUAACUGUGUAGAUUUUUAGCUAUUAGUACAUGAGGAUGAUGGGGUAGGAUACAGUUGUCAUCACAUAUGGUAUGUAUGUAUUAUUUGCUUCCAUCCCUCACAUUUGGACUAUAUAUUUAUGUAGGUGUGAGUGACUGCCUGGUGCUUGCUUGUGCCAAGGUGCUAGGCACCCUCCAACCCUGCCAACUUUUGUGGCCUCCCAAAGCAUUCCUGUUACCAAAGAGGCUUCAAACCUGACCCUCACUUCUCAGUGAACCCGAGUUUCCCCUCCAUGCCAUUAUUUUCAGUGGGGAAUUCUUGGAGCCAUUGGCCACAAUAUCGAUUUUAAAUAUUAAUAGCAUUUAUAGUCAUAAAUUUCCUGCUUUUUUGACUCUGGAUUUGCCACUAAGAGACCCCGAGGUAUUAAUGCUCUUUCCUAUUUCCAUCCUCAAACUCGUAGUUGUAUCUUACUUUUAAAAAUGCAUUUCUGUGGAAGACUAUCACUUCAAGAGAGUGACAGGCCCUGGCAUUAGUGUGUCAACACAACCAUCUCUCCCUACUCAGCAAAAUACUUCCCUUUGGCUGCCUCCCACUUUGCCUUUACACUGAGAUAGUUUUUCCGAUCAUAUCCUUCUGCCUUUGUACCCCAAGAAAUGCCCUACAGAAAUACCCUUUUUUUUUGUAGUUAAUGGGGGUCUAGAGAACCAAGACUAAAAGUAAGGAAACAGCAGGGUUUUGAGCAUCCUUUUCCCAGGCCAGGGCUGAGGAAAUAAGAAUAAAUGCUUGAAGUAGCCUUAACUCUGGGGUUCACUGGCCAUUGAGGUGGUUCUUGUUGCUUUUGAUUUUUAAAACACAGCUUUCUGGCCAGUGGCGUUGAACCAUUUCUGGAUUAUUCAGAGUAAUGAGAAUGGAUGGAUUGCUCUAGUCCACAGUUGAGCCAAAUAAUAUGCAAAUCAUAUACCCAUUCAUAGCAUUUGUUAACAUUGCUUCCCUGCUCAGCUACUGAUUGAAUUCUGUGUGCUUGUAUAAAUUAUGUCAGGAUGUAUACUGCACACUUCAGGAGACAGCUGUUGCCGCAGGGAUGUGACAGACUGGAACAAUGAAGCUUUUGGUUUAAGGCAUCCGGGAAAAUCCUAAAUAGUAAUGCUAUUGGGUGAAACUCAUAACCCAUACCUCAAGUGGGUAGGAGUUUUAGCUCCAUCUUCGCUUACUCUCUGAAGGAAUUAAAGGCCUAGAUAAGUGCUAGGUUAUUGAGAAUUGUUAGUACUUAAUCUGAUAGGUAGAUAUCUAACAGAAAGAAAGAAUGGUCAGAAAACAGAUUUGUCAUACAAGUAACUGAGGAUGUCAAUUAGGAUAGACAAGAAUAGGACAGAAGUAGGCCAGAGCCCUGAGGAAGUGAUUUGGGUCUUUCAGUUUGCAAAUGGAGAAAUAAUAGCUUAUCCGUGUAGCUGGUGUGUUAUCUCAUAGGGACAGUGGGCAUGGAAACUACAGUGACCAUAUUUUUUAAACCAAAAUCUAACACGUGGGCAAAGACUACAACAAUUAUUUCUUACUGAGAUUGGUCCUGAGAAACUUAAGGCACAUGGUUGCAUUGGUUAUAGGUAAUACUUGAGAUAUUUGUUGAUAGCUGAUUUUCUUUUAACGAAAUAACCACAGUAUCAACUACUGUUCAUAGCUUAUUCUUACUCAUACCCCCUUAGUACCUUACUCUUUACUCCAUUCAUCUUUUUCUGUCCACAGUUUGUUGAUCAUAGUCUUGUACUGAGUGCUGCCAACACAACUUUUGUUCUGUCCUGCCUACCGACAGCUGCUCCUAUAGAAAUGUAGGUAGCCAGAAGCCAAUACUGAUUUCAGCCUUCAGCAGAAUGGCAACCAGGUGCCUGCCUGUGCCUCUGGCAUUUGUGCUAAGUAGCUCUUCUGCCCCGUGGAGAAGUGCAACCUCAAACAGAACCUGUUUCCUUAGGGCUUUCUCCUAACAGAAGAAUUUAUAUAGCAUUGGGCCAAGCACUCCUUAAAACAUCUACGUCUCAAGUGCUCAAAGUAUAUUUUUCCUGUGUUUAGUCCUCUUCCAAGACAUCUUUCUAAUGCGAAGUUUUUCUGGUAAUCAGCAUUCAGGAAUCGCCCUUUCCACAGAAUGUAGCAGAACCUCGUCCAGCAGAGUCUAUCAAGGUCAAUGUAGCUGCAUUUCUGAGCCCUGGGCUGGGCCGAUGCCCUCGUGUUAAGAUCAGCUGUUAGGAAAGUCAGCUCUGAUGGAAGCACUCAUUUUUAACCCAGAGAAAGCUGUGUCAUUUUUCCUGCUACAAUCCAGUUUUUGGGCAAGGGAGCAAAACCUGUGUGCUUCUUAAGGUUCAGAGGUCUAGAUGGUCCUUGGCUGUCCCCCAGCCAUAUCGAGUACUACCUUUUGUUGAUGGAAGGUUGGUCUUGUUCCCAUAGCUUGGGCAGUCAGGUUGUUACUAACUCUUUCCAUCCCUGUUCUGUAACCACAGUGUUGUGGGCAAUCCGUUUUCCUUAUAUUCAGGCCAAGUCCUAGGGCCUUGGCAAAGAUGCUUGGGAUUUUAAUAUUGUGAUUUUGUUGGAUCUGUGUUUAGCCCAGCAUUCCUAAGGUACAGUGAGGGAUCAAGUAGGAUCUGCGUUUGAGCUGGGGAGCAAUUGACUUUGCCCUGAGGGUUCAAAUUUGAGAACUUAAAAUACUACUUUGCAACGCCAUGAGAACCCCAGGAAGGGUUAUGGCAUUAGAUAAGGAAAUGUAGAGUUUCUCUCAAAUGAGGUCCAAGAAAAAUUCAUUUUGCACCUGUCACUCCCAUCCUCUUGGUUUAGAUUUUUAGAAUAAAUACGGUGUUGAGGUCUGUACCUUUGCGAUCAGACCACCAAGCAAGCAUACCUGUGGCAAGGCAGAGAGAGGAAAGGUCUAAAUCCAGUGUGUUCCAGUUAUGUUUUCAUAAAUAGGUUAUCAGCCUUACACCCAACAGCAUGCUCAGAAUUGGGUGCCCCUGCCCCCCACCCAAUUAAUAACAGUAGAUUUGUAUUGAGUAGUCCAUAUUCUAACCACAUUAGUGUAUGUCAACAUUCAUUUCAUUCAGCAAACAUUUUUUGGCCCUGGGGAUACAAAGUUCAAAACUGCAGUUCCCUGACCUCAAAGAACUUUUCAUACUGGUGUGGGAUGAACUGAACAUUGUUGUGUGUAAUAAAGGUUAUAAAUGGGCACACGUUUCUGAUUUUGUGGCAGAGACAGCUAGUUGUUGUAGUUUGUAGCUCUAAAGUAGAAGGAUGACAGUUGGUUCAUAUGUGGAAAAGACUUAGGAUCUUGAAUGAGCUGAGCUAACUGGCCAUAGUUAGACCACAAUGACUAGGGCUUGUUUUAUUCCAGAAAAUAAAGAUAACUAUUAUCUAAAAGGUUUGUUAGAUAAGCUGCUGUUAGAACUGAGAGAAAACAGUAAGUGGGGAUUGAGAGACUCUUUUUAUGGUCCCUAUUUUAGGCCCAUUGCCAAAGGGUAUAAUUGUAUAGUUUUAGUCCUUGCUUGUGUAAAGUAUUAAUUAUAUUGUAGGUCCAGUUAUAUGUUGUUACCUUGUUGAGGGUUCUGUAACAUUUAUUUCUCCUGGACAUUUUAUCACAGUUAUUCACACGAUUUUCACUUUCUCAUCCUGUUUGGAGGAAUUAACAUGAGGUUGGCUUUAAGCCUAAAAUAGGGACAUAAUUCCAAUGACAAAAAUGCUGAAAAAAAGGCUUGGGGCACAUCUAUUAACAACUGGGCAUCUACUCUGGGCGAUGUAGUUACAUUCAACAUGGAAAGAUGGUGAUUUCUAAGCAGAGACUUGUGUCAGUUAUGUGAAAACCUCUCCCAAAAUACACACAGCCUGGAGUUUGAUUUUUAAUCUAAGAAGGGUUGGGGUGAGGAGUAGGCCUGUUAAGGAACAGUCUGAUCCUAAGAAAUGUUUCAGUUCUGACCAUGUGACCGCAAGAAAAAGAUACUUUUCUCUGCCUGGAUAAUUGGCGUUGCUUAGCUUUGAAAGUCAGAAUUCCCAGGAAUUAGAACAACGGUUCUGAAUAACUAAAGUGGAGGUCCUUUGGAUAGCUUCAUGAAGACAUUUACAGUUUUCUUUUUGUUUGUGCUGGAUUUACUGAAUUUUAAGCUACCUCAUCUUGUCUUUUUAGAGUUACUUCAGCUUGUUAUUGCCUCUCUAACAUCAGGUUUGACUUUGGUGGUUUUCUAAGGUGGAAUUUGUGCUGUUUACACGGGCACAGUGAUGCCUUGCCUUUUCUCCUGAUCCUUAUUUCACCUAGUAUCUCAUGUUGCUCCUCCGUCAGAGAAGUUUUUAAAAAUACUUUAAAAUAUUUGUUCAUGGAGAGAAAGUGAUCCUCCCAUGCUAUUUGUCUUUGAGAUCAGUAAGAGAAAGAGUUAAACGAAGGUUGGGGCGAGGGGUGCAGAACCUGCACUGAAGGCAGCCGACAAGGAAGAGCCAUUAAUUAAGACAAUUUCAAAGUCAACUGAUUGUGAUCAUUAAUGUCACAAUAGAUCAAAACCUAAUUAUCACAGCCUAGGUAAGAGCCAUCAGUAUUAAUCGGAAAAUCUAAUAGGAAACUAUUAUCAAGAAAUUAGACUAAAUUGAAUGCAGUGAACUUUUUAUCUUGCCAUUCUGGUUUGUGUGUGUGUGGGCAUGUGUAUGCGCAAAAUGUCCCCUGGCAUUGGCAGGUGUGACCCUCAAAGUUGGUCCAGGGGCCAGUUCAUCACACUUUUUGAGGAAUUCUAAACAGACUGAACCUGAACUGUCAUUGCCACUUUAAUCAGUCUUGAAACUAUCAUCACCUGGACUUGUCCAGUGUGAUAAGCAAUCAGUGAAAAAAGGUUUAUAUUUAGGUCUUGGAAUGGUUAGUCUCCUGGAACUAAAGUAUAUCUGGUGAGCAUUAAACUUGAUAAAUCACUUUUUGAGCUUCUGAUGUAUAUAGAGUCCUGCUCUGGCUACUGUGAGGGGGUAAUGGAAGAAAGGAGGGGUUUCUGCCUGGUGGUUCUUUGAGAAGCCUGAGAAGGUAGAGCUUAAUUGGGUCACUGCACUCUUAAGGCUUGUCAGUGUUUUACAGUUUCCGGUAGCUUUAGUAUCUGAUUUGAAACAAGGGCUGGCUGUGGACUUAUUUUUUCCCCCUAAUUUUAGGAUAAAGGUCAUCAUUUUACCAGAAUCCAGUUGUAAAUUCAAAGGAGAGGGAAAAAUGUUUUUUCUUCUGCCUUUUCUUUUGUUAAAUAGUUAAGGAGGAAAGAAUAUUACAGUCUUAUGACAAGUUAUAGGGAAUACUUCAUACCCUCUUCCUGAAUGGAAAAGUAGGGGUUACUGUUUAUAUCCUUAAUCUUGAGCUGAUUUUGAAAAUGAUGUAACUCCUGAAGUUGAGCUGAGGCAGGAAGAUUGGAGAGAUCACCCUCUGAGUGUUGUGGGGAGAGAGAAGUAGCGGCAGGAGGGUGUUUGGUGGGUGGUAGGAUUCUUAGAUUCCUCGCUUAGCCUGUGGAGUGCUCGCCUUCCCCCACCACCUUGCAGCUCAAAGCACUGCCAAGACCACCACCCAGUGGGGAAAUGGUUCUUCUGAAUGUGGUCUUGUUUCUGGAUUUUAGGAAUGUGAGUUACUCAGUAAAGAACUUCGGGAAAUUAGUGUGAUGUAGUUAGUCCUUCAUCUGUUAGGAUAAAGUGAUAUUUCUUUACAAAAGAAUAUUAUGCCUUUAAUGUUUAAAAUGAAGUUUUCUGUUCAAACAUGCAUUGACACAAGACUUUCAGAAAGAGUUUGUUUCUCUAAUGUUCCUCACGUUAUGGUAGAUAAAUAAUAGGCCCUCAGGUAAUGCUUGCGGGUUGAUUGAAUUUGUCUGGUUUACAGAGUGAGUUGUACCUACUGACUUCAUUUUGUUCCCAAGUGCACUCUUAAGUUUAAAUGCUCGAGGGAGUAGAAGAAGAAUUGAGUGGAUGCUGACUCUAUAUGCCAACCUCCUCCACUGAUUCCAUAGUGGCUGACCUUGGGCAAGUCACUCCUUUCAAUGCCUCAGUUCCCCAUCUGUCAAAUGGGGGUAAUAAUACUGACCUACCUCACGGGGUGUUGUGAGGCAUUGUAAAUCAAACUCGUAGAAUACUUUAGAGUCCUCGAUGGGGGACACCUUGAGCCGAAGGUGAGGCCUGACAUAGGCCUUAGUCCUCACUGAGCUGUCCUGAGGUUGGAACUACUUAGUGAUCUCGGCAAGUUCUGCCCCCCACCCCUCAUCAAAGCUGCUAGUUCAGAUGUUGACAGUGUUUUUGUAAAUGUUGGAGUUUUAUUAGUCCAGACUUAACUUUGGAUGUUCUGGAGGAAGGCACUUGGUGUUUACUGUGUUGCAUCCACAAACAGAGGUGGUUUAAAACUCAAGAGCAUUGGAUUAGGGAACUACGAAGCCAGAAUGCUACUAUUUGUUUCUCUCUUGCAGGUUGGUAGUUGAGGUCCCAUUUCCCAUGUGAGUUGGGCCAUCACAGGAGCAAAGCAAACACAGUGGGUUUACUUUAUAUUGUUGCUUAUCAUUCUGCUAACUAAUCCAGGACAGCCGAGUCUCUGCAGCCCUUGCCUCCCCAUGGGAACCAGCUGGUUCAAUAAAUGUAUCUGCUUCCUCUGUCCAUCACCAGAGAAGAGCCACAUUAGAAAAAAAAUUUCUAGGAAUAUGUUUAACACUCAAAAUUGGGCAUUGAUGCUCCUUAAAGCUUCAUCUAAUUCACCGCAUUCAGUGUCUGUCAUUUCUUUCUUAGUGUCCACAGCCUGAACCUGACUUUGACCUUUUUUCCCUCCGGUUUGGGAAAACUUCGGACACGUUGUAUUUGCCCAGGUGUGGGCUCAAGAGCCUUACUCUUCAUCUCAGUUUAGGGACUCAGCCAGCUCCUCUUCCCAAUAAGGCUCUUUCUCCUUUCCCUCUCCUUGGCCCUAAAUGUGUAACCCAUGAGAAAGCACAAGGCCCUGGCCCUUUACUGCAGUCACAUUCUGGUUCUCUCUUCUGUGGACUCUGCUCUGUUCACCCAGCGCUGGCAGUGCCAGGUGGGUCUGGAGUUGGGGAGGAUGGAGAGAGCACGUAUGCUGACAAGCUGCCAAAUAGCCAGGAGUUCAUUCACCCAUGACCCACCGGCCUGACCUCCCUUCCCCAGGAUGGGAUCUAAGAGACUCAAGAGGCUGGGUUUCUUUCAGCUCUCUACCAUCCUGAGUAGCAAGCAAAUUACACUUUGUUGCCAGAUUUCUGAUUGGAAAAGUAGGAAAUUGAAUUCUCUAUGGACCUUCUUGGUUUGUGGGGAGUUUUGGUUGUGUUUCUUGGUUUUAGUUAAGCCAGACAUGUCUGCUUUUUAUUUUUUUAUUGUUUUAGGGUAAGUGGUAUAUAUAUAUAUGUUCACCUUUUAAAUGUAAAUGUUUAAAAGUAGGCAAUUUGUGUGUUUCUACAACUGACAUCUGUUGCAGACCUCAUUCUCUCCUCUUCCACCCUCCUCUUUUCCCUCUUUUCAUACUCUUGUAUUGGUUCUAAUAAAUGGUUGCUUUUCAAAUAUG
Molecule: messenger RNA, 9084 nt
Organism: Manis pentadactyla (Chinese pangolin)
Lineage: Eukaryota; Metazoa; Chordata; Mammalia; Pholidota; Manidae
Gene: CBX5
Product: chromobox 5
Exons: 5
Coding region: 256-831 (191 amino acids)
Biological process (GO): chromatin organization; negative regulation of transcription by RNA polymerase II
Cellular component (GO): pericentric heterochromatin; nucleus
Molecular function (GO): chromatin binding
Source: RefSeq, a predicted model, not a curated record